AUGGGGGAGCACACUGUAAUUAUAGAGAGGGCAUCUUCUUCACCGCUUCAGGGAGGACUCAAACAAUACCUGCCACUGUAUAAAGCUAUACUGAAACGCAACUUGGAAUAUGUAAAACGGCUAUGUGAACUGGAUAAACGAGCGUUAGAAGCCAGGAUCACGGUGAACUUGGACACAGCUCUUCAUGUAGCAGUCGGAACAGGCAAGGUGAAUCAUAUUGUGAAGUAUCUAUUGACAAAGAUGUCAAAAGAUCAACUAAAACUGAAAAAUAAAGAUGGCAACACGGUUCUCUCUAUUGCUGCGAUUGUUGGCAACGUUAAAGCGGCCAGGGAGAUAGUGAAGAUACAGCCAGAGUUAAAUAAUGUUGCAAAUGAUUGUGAGAUAGUACCUUUGAUUGAAGCUGCUCGAAAUGGCCACAAGGAGAUGAUUAAAUAUUUAAUGCAAUUCAACAGAGAUAUAUUUAAGUCUGGCGGGGAAUGUGAUUCUAUACAUGGUGUUUCUUUCGUGAAUUUGCUUAUAGACGCUGCAUUUUAUGACUUGGCACUAGAAUGGGUUAAAGAUAAUCGAAGUUUAGCUACAACGGAGCUAGACACUGGUGAGACUCUUUUGAGUGCGAUGGCAAGAAAGCCGUCAGCAUUUCCAAGUGGAAGAAUGGAUAGUUAUGUCAUUGUUGAGUUUGUUCAAUUUGCAGUAUAUGCAAUCUUGGUAACGGAAAAGGUAAACACAGCACGGAUAUAUAACAAAGUACGUGAACUUGUCGAACUCUUGUGCAAGGAAAUUACGACAGACUAUGAAAGAGCUUCCUCAAUGCUAAAACGGCCAUUCCUUUUAGCGGCGGAAUCGGGGGUUCACGAAGUUGUGAAAGUGAUUAUAGACGUGUUUCCUGAUGCAAUCUGGUUUGUAGAUGCAGAAAAUCGUAAUGCAUUGCAGUUGGCAGUCAUGAACCGUCGCGAGAAAGUAUUCAACCUCAUAUAUGAAAUGAGCGAUUAUACACAUCUGCUAUUGAUGUCUAAAGAUAAUUUUGGGAACAAUGUCUUGCACUUGGCUGGAAAAUUAGCACCACAAAAUCAAUUCUGUGGUGCAGCACUACAGACGCAGCAUGAGUUACAGUGGUUUAAGGGAAUAGAGAAAAUUGUACAGCCUGCCUAUAAGAAGGAUAAAAAUUAUGAAGAAAAAACUCCAGCAAUGGUUUUUACCGAGGAGCAUGAGGAGCUUGUUAAAGAAGGUCAGAAAUGGAUGAAGGAUGCAGCAUCCUCCUGCACAGUAGCAGCUGCACUGAUUGCCACAAUUGUAUUUGCAGCAGCAAUCACAGUACCUGGUGGAACCGACGAUGAUGGCCGGCCAAUUUUGUCCAAUGAAAACAGUUUCGGCAUAUUUUAUAAUACAAAUUCAUUCUCUCUAUACACAUCAAUUGUGUCCAUACUUAUUUUCUUGUCCGUUCUCACUUCACGCUUUAACGAAGCUGAUUUUCUUUUUGUCUUGCCGACGAGGUUUGGUUACGGUCUUUUUAUGCUUCUCUGCUCUCUAGUAUCGAUGAUGAUAACCUCUGCUAUGACCGCUUCUCUGAUGAUUUCUGUGAGAAGGGGAGCAGGCAUUACUUUAGUGGCUAUAGUGAUUGCUUUUUGUGCACAGAUGUUUACACAUACGCAAUUUCCUCUCCUGAUGGAACUGAUGUUCUUCACUCGAGGCCCCAGCAUCUACCGCAAUAAAUGCACGCAUCUCUAUAGGGAUUUAAAUUAG
Messenger RNA from Pistacia vera, 1740 nucleotides. RefSeq names its product ankyrin repeat-containing protein ITN1-like. Gene Ontology annotation, molecular function: protein binding. The transcript is spliced from 5 exons. The record is from RefSeq and is a predicted model, not a curated record. Lineage: Eukaryota; Viridiplantae; Streptophyta; Magnoliopsida; Sapindales; Anacardiaceae. The coding region runs from base 1 to 1740 and encodes 579 amino acids.